UUUUUCGCCUCCCCCGGUGUACUACGAAACUCGGGAACUGAACGGAUCGGGAAAUCCUGUGCAUGACAAUGGCACAAGACCGGAUCAUGGAGUCCCGCGUCGGACGCAAGAACCAGCGUUACGGUUCAAAAGGCGAGCGCCUGGUGGCCGGCGUCGUCCCCAUCUCCGCCGACAAGACCAAAGUCCUGAUGAUUCAAUCCGCAGGCCCCGGUGGUUGGGUGCUGCCCAAGGGAGGAUGGGAGACCGAUGAACAAACCGCUCAGCAGGCUGCAUGCCGCGAGGCCUGGGAGGAAGCCGGCGUCAUCUGCACCGUCAUGCGGGAUCUGGGAUUGAUCCCCGACAUGCGCCCCUCCGCCCUCCUCACUGCAAACGCCCCCAAGGCCUCCUAUCAAUUCUUCGAAGUCAGCGUCGACCGCGAAGAGAGUGAAUGGCCCGAGAAGCACAAGCGGAAACGACAGUGGGUCGGCUACACCCAGGCCGCAACUGCGCUGGCCAAUCGACCCGAGCUGCUGGAAGCUUUAAAUCGCAGCUCGCUCAAGCGAUAGCCACCGUCCGUACAUACUGUGAUACAUGGCUUCAUACAUGCGAAGCCUCGGGUGUUGCUCCUCACCCGAUUCAUGACUUGACACGACCCUGAAAAAAUGAGAUCGGUGGCUCUCUUCUUUUCUUGAUUUU
Penicillium cinerascens is the source of this 675-nucleotide messenger RNA. RefSeq names its product NUDIX hydrolase. Gene Ontology annotation, cellular component: nucleus; cytoplasm. Gene Ontology annotation, biological process: diadenosine pentaphosphate catabolic process; diadenosine hexaphosphate catabolic process; adenosine 5'-(hexahydrogen pentaphosphate) catabolic process. Gene Ontology annotation, molecular function: bis(5'-adenosyl)-pentaphosphatase activity; endopolyphosphatase activity; diphosphoinositol-polyphosphate diphosphatase activity. The coding region runs from base 63 to 545 and encodes 160 amino acids. Lineage: Eukaryota; Fungi; Ascomycota; Eurotiomycetes; Eurotiales; Aspergillaceae. The record is from RefSeq and is a predicted model, not a curated record. The transcript is spliced from 2 exons.